CGAUUGCACGUCGUGCCCUUGACUUCCUCCUCUGUGAGGCGAUAGUAGCAUCUGAGUCUGAACAGCAGGGACGAGGCAAUUCUUAAAAUCUGAUAGUGGGAACAUUUUUCUCGCCAUGGGAUUUAUUCCAGACGAGGCGAAGUCUCUUCGUCCCCCGGGGAUCCUGAACAGGACCUCGGUGUGGUUGGGCGGUAUUGGCUGGUGCACCGCGAUGCUACACAAUGCUAUCAACCUCAGGCCGCCGCUAAAGUCAGGUGUCCAUCGACAAGUCCUGCUGGCAACUAUCGGCUGGUUCAUCGGUUACCACGUAACAAAGCUCGAAAACUACAAAUACGCCAAACAUGACCGGGAUAUGAUCAAGUACAUGAGAUUUCACCCUGAGGCGUUUGCCCCAAAGGAAUUGAAGACCUUUGCAGAGAUUAACGAGCCUUUCCAUCCGAUCCGCUAAGCUUUUGGCAGCUGGUGAGAAGGAAGAGAGAAGAUUUGCAGGCUGCCAUUUGUCUGCUGUGGUCUUUUUGUCAUUAUUGUGUGAAAUAUACCUAUGUAAAUAAAAUAAACACAUAAAGAUUGA
This is a messenger RNA of Solea solea (common sole), 571 nucleotides long. It is a transcript of the gene ndufc2, whose product is annotated as NADH:ubiquinone oxidoreductase subunit C2. Gene Ontology annotation, cellular component: mitochondrial inner membrane. The transcript has 3 exons. Gene Ontology annotation, biological process: mitochondrial electron transport, NADH to ubiquinone. Lineage: Eukaryota; Metazoa; Chordata; Actinopteri; Pleuronectiformes; Soleidae. Bases 116 to 448 code for a protein of 110 amino acids. The record is from RefSeq and is a predicted model, not a curated record.